CAAUAAAAACAAAACAAAAAUAUUUCUCAGCUGAGCACAUCUGGCACAUCUAUUUCGCCGAAUUGUUGUGUCUUGUAUUAUUCUUCGACUCACAGAACCGACUCUAGGCGAUUAUUGCAUCACGUUAAAAUGUUACAUGUCUAUCGAAAAGUCGGAGAUACCGUGUCUCGGCACUUUUUACGUUCGUUGGGUCCAGGUCCCGCGGUGAUAACGAAAAGAAGUUUAAUUUCCGAGAAACAAUUCAACAUUAAGGAUGAAGCUAUUGAUGGGAGACCACUCUAUUUAGAUGCACAGGCAACAACAUCUCUGGAUCCACGUGUUUUGGACGCAAUGUUGCCCUAUCUGACAGCAUAUUAUGGUAAUCCACAUUCUCGAACGCAUGCUUAUGGAUGGGAAUCGGAAGAUGCAAUGGAAAAGGGACGCUCUCAAGUAGCGAAACUAAUUGGGGCUGAUCCAAGAGAGAUUAUAUUUACGUCAGGCGCAACGGAGUCAAACAACAUAUCCAUAAAGGGUGUUGCAAGAUUUUAUGGGGUGAAGAAACGACACGUUAUUACCACUCAAACAGAGCACAAAUGCGUGUUGGAUUCAUGCAGAGCCUUGGAAGCGGAAGGCUUUAGGGUAACUUAUCUGCCUGUGCUGCAGAAUGGUUUGAUUGAUAUGGAAGAUCUUGAUAAGGCUAUCACGCCGGAAACUUCUCUAGUGUCGAUAAUGACUGUUAAUAAUGAGAUUGGAGUAAAGCAGCCGGUAGCUGAAAUUGGGAAAUUGUGCAAGUCGAAAAAAGUAUUCUUUCAUACAGAUGCCGCGCAAGCGAUUGGAAAAAUUCCCAUCGAUGUGAACAAAAUGAACAUUGAUUUGAUGUCGAUCUCAGGCCAUAAAAUCUAUGGUCCAAAGGGAGUGGGCGCACUGUAUGUACGACGUCGUCCUCGGGUUCGUGUGGAAGCGAUCCAAAGCGGCGGUGGCCAGGAGCGUGGUAUACGGAGUGGAACGGUACCAACUCCAUUGGUUGUAGGAUUGGGUGCGGCCUGCGAAAUUGCCAGCCGCGAGAUGGAAUACGAUCACAAGUGGAUGGAAUUCCUUUCGAAGCGCUUGAUGGACAACAUAUACGCAGCUCUCCCACAAGUUACCCGCAACGGUGAUCCUGUGCACUCGUAUCCGGGAUGUAUAAAUCUUUCCUUCGCAUAUGUCGAGGGCGAAUCACUUCUCAUGGCACUGAAGGAUGUUGCUCUCUCGAGUGGUUCCGCUUGCACGUCGGCUUCAUUGGAACCGUCGUACGUACUUCGAGCCAUCGGUGCCGACGAGGAUCUGGCGCACAGUUCGAUUCGUUUCGGAAUCGGUCGAUUCACUACCGUCGAGGAGGUUGAUUAUACUGUAGAAAAGUGUAUCAAACAUGUCUCACGAUUGCGGGAAAUGUCUCCCCUGUGGGAAAUGGUGCAGGAAGGUAUCGACAUCAAAACGAUCCAAUGGUCCCAACAUUGAGAUCGACAAGGAGUGUUUUGAGUAUUCGAGGAUAGAAAUGGGAUGUUUGAUGGGGUGGUGAUCAUUUUUAGCGUAACUUGUUUAGAGUAUUUAUCAUCUUUCACGAUAUACGUUGGCAAUAAAAUAGAUAUGCAGAAACAUAGUUAUAGACGGCAGUAAAUAAAAAACUUUGGACUAUUCUUGAAA
Toxorhynchites rutilus septentrionalis is the source of this 1662-nucleotide messenger RNA. It is a transcript of the gene Nfs1, whose product is annotated as cysteine desulfurase, mitochondrial. Gene Ontology annotation, biological process: [2Fe-2S] cluster assembly. The coding region runs from base 130 to 1476 and encodes 448 amino acids. Gene Ontology annotation, molecular function: cysteine desulfurase activity; pyridoxal phosphate binding. The record is from RefSeq and is a predicted model, not a curated record. Lineage: Eukaryota; Metazoa; Arthropoda; Insecta; Diptera; Culicidae. Gene Ontology annotation, cellular component: nucleus; cytosol; mitochondrion. The transcript is spliced from 3 exons.